This is a messenger RNA of Coffea eugenioides, 3865 nucleotides long. Its product is annotated as importin subunit beta-1. Gene Ontology annotation, cellular component: cytoplasm; nucleus. NCBI's taxonomy places the organism in Eukaryota, Viridiplantae, Streptophyta, Magnoliopsida, Gentianales, Rubiaceae. Bases 265 to 2880 code for a protein of 871 amino acids. The transcript is spliced from 4 exons. Gene Ontology annotation, molecular function: small GTPase binding; nuclear import signal receptor activity. The record is from RefSeq and is a predicted model, not a curated record. Gene Ontology annotation, biological process: protein import into nucleus.
AUCCGCGCCCUUCCCCUCUUUUUUCUCUUUCUCUCUCUUAGGGUUUCACAGCGCCGCUUUUGUUUCAUUAUCAUCGACUGAACGAAGUGUGGUUCUCUCACACCCACACUCUCUCUGUCAUUUCAACGAUUCACGCCUUGAGUUGGUUGGGUAUUAGCUUUGCCCUGGGCUUUUACAUUUCUUGUCUGGGCUGAUCAGUUUGAUCUAGGAGACAUUGUUACGAGCUGCAUGAUUUUCACCUGAUAGUUUUGUGGAAGAGGUAAUAUGGCAAUGGAAGUUACCCAAGUCCUCCUAAAUGCACAAUCAGUGGAUUCAACUGUUCGUAAACAUGCAGAAGAGUCGUUGAGGCAGUUUCAGGAGCAAAAUCUUUCUGUGUUCUUAUUGUCUCUUUCUGGAGAACUUGCUGGUGAGGACAAACCAGUUGAUAGCCGUAAACUAGCUGGUUUGAUCCUUAAAAAUGCUUUGGAUGCUAAGGAGCAACAUAGGAAAUAUGAGCUUGUCCAAAGAUGGUUAGCACUAGAUAUGGGUGUGAAAACUCAGAUAAAAGCAUGCUUAUUACAGACGCUUUCCUCGCCCGUGCAUGAUGCUCACUCUACGGCUUCACAGGUCAUCGCAAAAGUUGCAGCCAUUGAGUUGCCUCAGAAACAGUGGCCUGAAUUGAUAGGUUCACUUCUGUCAAACAUUCACCAGGUCCCCGCUCAUGUGAAGCAAGCCACCUUGGAAACUCUCGGGUAUUUGUGCGAAGAAGUUUCUCCGGAUGUGGUAGACCAAGAUCAAGUGAAUAAAAUACUGACAGCUGUUGUCCAAGGUAUGAAUGCAAAUGAGGUGAAUAAUGAUGUCAGGCUUGCAGCUACCAGAGCAUUGUAUAAUGCUCUUGGAUUUUCUCACGCAAACUUUUCCAAUGAUAUGGAGCGUGAUUAUAUCAUGAGAGUUGUGUGUGAGGCUACUUUGUGUCCUGAUGUCAAAAUCCGACAGGCUGCUUUUGAAUGUCUGGUCUCGAUUGCCUCUACAUACUACGAGAAGUUAGCUCCAUACAUCCAGGAUAUUUUCAAUAUCACGGCCAAGGCUGUCAGGGAAGAUGAGGAGCCCGUUGCUCUACAAGCUAUUGAACUCUGGAGCUCAAUAUGUGACGAGGAGAUAGAUAUUUUGGAAGAAUAUGGGGGUGAUUUUACUGCAGACUCAGAUGUCCCAUGCUAUUAUUUCAUCAAGCAGGCUCUCCCUGCUCUUGUACCUAUGCUGUUAGAGACACUUUUAAAGCAAGAAGAAGAUCAGGAUCUGGAUGAGGGUGCUUGGAAUCUUGCUAUGGCUGGUGGUACGUGCCUUGGUUUGGUUGCUCGCACUGUUGGUGAUGAUAUUGUCCCGCUAGUCAUGCCAUUUAUAGAAGAAAACAUAACAAAGCCAGAUUGGAGACAGAGAGAGGCUGCCACAUAUGCCUUUGGUUCCAUACUGGAGGGUCCAUCGCCUGAUAAGUUGACCUCCAUCGUCAAUGUUGCUCUAAAUUUCAUGCUUACUGCACUCACAAAUGACCCUAAUAGUCAUGUUAAGGAUACGACGGCAUGGACACUUGGUAGAAUAUUUGAAUUUCUUCAUGGUUCAACUGUAGAGACUCCCAUUAUUACCCCUGCAAAUUGUCAACAGAUUGUCACGGUUCUGCUUCAGAGCAUGAAUGAUGCUCCCAAUGUCGCUGAGAAGGCCUGUGGUGCUCUCUAUUUCCUUGUGCAGGGUUAUGAGGAUAUUGGGUCCACAUCUCCAAUAACUCCUUUUUUCCAGGAAAUUGUUAAAUCCCUCCUUCAUGUCACUGACAGGGAAGAUGCUGGGGAGUCACGACUGAGGACUGCUGCUUAUGAGACACUGAACGAAGUGGUGAGGUGUUCCACGGACGAGACAGCUUCAAUGGUGUUGCAGUUAGUUCCUAUCAUUAUGACGAAGCUUCACCAAACCCUGGAAGCAGAGAAGCUUUCUUCUGACGGGAGAGAGAAGCAGAACGAGUUACAGGGCCUACUUUGUGGGUGCUUACAGGUCAUUACUCAGAAACUUGGUGCAUCUGAGCCAGCAAAGUAUGCGUUCAUGCAGUUUGCAGAUCAGAUAAUGAAUCUCUUCCUUCGGGUGUUUGCUUGUAGAAGUGCAACUGUGCAUGAGGAAGCUAUGCUUGCCAUUGGAGCUGUUGCCCAUGCAACUGGCCCAGAUUUUGCAAAGUACAUGCCUGAGCUUUACAAAUAUUUGGAAAUGGGUCUUCAAAAUUUUGAGGAGUAUCAGGUCUGUGCUGUCACUGUCGGUGUUGUGGGUGAUAUAUGCAGGGCGUUGGAUGACAAAGUACUGCCUUAUUGUGAUGGAAUAAUGACCCAGCUUCUGAAAGACCUUUCGAGCAAUCAGUUACACCGAUCUGUGAAACCUCCUAUCUUUUCAUGCUUUGGUGACAUAGCUCUGGCUAUAGGAGAGAAUUUUGAAAAGUACUUGAUGUAUGCCAUGCCUAUGCUCCAGAGCGCAGCCGAAUUGUCUGCCCACACAUCAGGCGCUGAUGACGAAAUGAUUGAGUAUACCAAUCUGUUGAGGAAUGGAAUCUUAGAGGCAUACUCAGGGAUAUUUCAGGGAUUUAAGAACUCUCCUAAAACUCAGCUGUUGAUUCCUUAUGCACCUCACAUAUUGCAAUUUCUGGAUAGCAUUUACAUGGAAAAAGACAUGGAUGAUGUUGUGAUGAAAACUGCUAUUGGGGUGCUGGGAGAUUUGGCAGAUACAUUGGGAAGUAAUGCUGGUUCUUUGAUUCAGCAAUCUCUCUCAUGCAAGGACUUUUUAAAUGAGUGUUUGUCCUCAGAUGACCAUUUGAUUAAAGAAUCAGCUGAGUGGGCCAAGAUGGCCAUCACUCGUGCCAUAUCUGUUUGAGGCUCCAACCCCUGGUGUAUAUGAUUUUUUUCCGUCUUAGAAGUCCCUGCAUGCAUAUGGUUGUGUUGAGUCGGGGUCCAUGAUUGCAUUCAACAUGUUGGGUCAUUGGCAUCUACUGAUAAAAGGAGUAACUGAUCUUCAAGUUGUCACUAACUCAUGCAUCAGCACCAAAGGGUUGGGUUGUUUCAUUUUGCCAUGGAAGGAGUGUCGGAAAGUGCCUCUCAGAAUUUGCUGGAGGAGUAACUGAUCUUCAAGUUGUCACUAACUCAUGCAUCAGCACCAUAGGGUCAGGUCGUUUCGUUUUGUCAUGGAAGGAGUGUCUGAAAGUGCUCUCAGAAUUUGCUGGAGGAGUAACUGAUCUUCAAGUUGUCACUAACUUGUGCAUCAGCACCAUAGGGUCCGGUCGUUUCGUUUUGCCAUGGAAGGAGUGUCGGAAAGUGCUUCUCAGAAUUUGCUGGAGGAGUAACUGAUCUUCAAGUUGUCACUAACUCAUGCAUCAGCACCAUAGGGUCGGGUUCUUUUAUUUUGCCAUCGGAGGAGUGUCUGAAAACGCUUCUCAGACUGGCUGAAGGUCCACCCAAAGAAGUAUAACGUUGUUUUUGCUGGAGAUUGGGAUUGGAUAGAGAUGUUGUUGCCAUGAGAUGCGGAAUGGUCAUUUCACGUUGGCUGGUUAUCGAGUAUUCAUUGGUCUAUUUCGUGUUUUUUUUUCCCCUCAUAUUCAGAAUGCAUGCCAUCCCUUUUUUUUUUUUUAAAAAAAUUCGACAAGAUAUGGGGACAGGGUUAAUUCUGUCUCUGUGUCAGUGAAUAUUAAGUGUUUCGUCAUGUUGCAUCAUCAAAUUAGUAGCUAGUAUUACAUUAAAGAGUCCAAAAUUCCAUGCAUCCAUGAAAUCACGGUGCUUCUCUAUUUUUGUCAAGGGUUUUAGAGUACGUAAUUUGUAUGUAUUAAGGGGAAAUAGCCAAAAUUUUCACUAAACUAUUAAAAUGA